AUGAUCGGCGUCUCGGCCAUGGUGGCCAAUGACCGCACCCACCCCGGGACCGCCUCCUUUGCGAAUCUGGCGACCAAGAAACGGGAAGGCCGAUACUCGAAUCUCGCCCCAAACCAGCCUUGCGAACUCCAGCUUGUGCACCAGUCUCAUCGGUCAACUCUCCCGGCCAAGGAUACCGAACCAAAUCCCGAGAAGCAGAGCAGAAUGGCCCUCGACAAUAUAUUCACGGGGAACAGGCUCCCAACGCCGCUCGUUUCUGGCAUAUCCGAUUUCCAUCUCUCACUCCUGGCCCCCGUCGCCGUCCACUGGCUUACGUCGGCGCUCUUCGUGCUCUGCGAGAAAACCGGCUGGCUGGGCAAAUACCGGCUCCAUACGUCGGCGGAAGAGCUCAUGAGGAACCGCGUCUCCAAGCGGGAGUGCUUGCGAGCGCUGCAAAUCCUCCUCGGACUUGGUCUGGGUGCUCUCAGCAGCGACGACAUCGCCACCCGCGAACCCGACCACGUCGCCAUCUGGACAGGACGGGUACGCAGCGCAUUCGCGUCAGUCCCCAACUUGCUGUCCCUCUCCGGCAUCGACUUCACGUCUCUGGCAACCACGCUGUCUCGAACCGCUCCUGCCGUGCUCCUCGCGCGCAACGCCGCCGACAUGGCCGCCCUGGAGGAGGCCACGGCCAAAGUACUCGCGGGAUACGUCGUACCCGCCGCACAGCUUGUCGCGGCCCUCGUCGUCAGCGACUUUUGCAUGUACUGCCUCCAUCGCUUGGGGCACACUAAUAAAUGGCUGUACAAGCACGUACAUUCCCAGCACCACCGGCUUUACGUCCCGUACUCAUGGGGCGGCUCGUACAACCACCCAUUCGACAGCCUCGUUGUCGACGGCCUCAGCUACGCCAUUGGCUGCUGGGCGAGCGCCUGCUCUACUAGACUGUCUGUCUUGCUCUUCGCCUACGCCUCUUUCAAGAAUGUAACAGAUCAUUGCGGCUACGUGUUUCCGUGGAACCCGAUUCUGUUUGUCACGGGCACUGACCCGAGUUUCCACGAUGUCCACCACCAGAGCUGGGGGUUAAAGACAAACUUUGGAGCGCAUUUUAGUAUCUGGGACCGGCUUAUGGGCACGUAUUUUGGCGACCAAGUGCAGAUUUUAGAGCUGCGCAAGAGGAAUCGCAUUGCGGCUGAGGCAUCUGCGUUUCGGAAACCGGCUUCGGAGAUGUAG
This is a messenger RNA of Ustilaginoidea virens, 1212 nucleotides long. RefSeq lists its product as uncharacterized. Gene Ontology annotation, biological process: lipid biosynthetic process. Gene Ontology annotation, molecular function: iron ion binding; oxidoreductase activity. The coding region runs from base 1 to 1212 and encodes 403 amino acids. The record is from RefSeq and is a predicted model, not a curated record. NCBI's taxonomy places the organism in Eukaryota, Fungi, Ascomycota, Sordariomycetes, Hypocreales, Clavicipitaceae. The transcript has 5 exons.